AUGGAGUUCAUGGGCAUUUCCACUCCAGGGAUGUAUUAUCCCAUAGUUAGGUCGAAGUCAGCGCGGCAAUCUCAAUCCAAGGAGCUCGUAGCAAGAGAGCCGAUCGUGGUCGAUGAGGAGCAGGCCGAUCCUAACGGGUUUGUUGCAGGACUACCGUAUCACCUAAUAGGCGUGAAUACGACACCACCCAGUGAGAGCACUGGAUAUAUCGGUCGUCACAAACACACCUUCAGCAAUGUUUCCUCGGCUUCAAAUACUUCAUCAGCUUCAAAUGACUCUUCAGCAACGUAUGACUCUAUAAGCUCAACUGCGUCUUCAGUACCAAGCGCUGCCCCAGCAUCAGAGGGAUCGACAACAAGUCGAUACAGCUCAGAACAGGUUGAUGAUGCAAAGACAGACUCAAACACUUCAUCCGCGCUGAGCAGCUCAUCAGUUUCACUAGCCGAAGAUCUGUCGCCUUCUUGGCCUUUAUCCGACAAUGCAGACAGCAAUACAGAGGAGUCGGACUCAUCACCCGACAAGACUCUGCUCGUGAGAAGUCCCAGCAGACGCCUGAGUAUCGCCGCCUCAUCUACUCGGUACAGAAGAUUUUCUUCCUCAGCAAGCAGCCUCAUAAGCAUGAGUGAGCUGAGCGCAUGUGAAGCACCACUAAACAUUGUCCCCAAAACACCACCGUUCCCGGCUCGAUCCUCGAGCUUGCGAAGCAAUUCACGACCAAGCUCCAGAGCAUCCACACUGAACUCAGAAGCCUCAUCGUUGCCGUCCCGCUCCUACUCGGCACGUAAGACUGUGGCGUUUGCUUCAGUAAAACCUCUUGUACCCCUCAUUGAGGAACGUCUUCAGGAUGUGCGACGAUCCUCCCAGCCUCAGUCCCCAGAGGCAAUCAAUGAGGCGUUACGGGACUAUGAGCUUGAGGCCUCCAAAUCAGAACCACCAACAAGGCCCCCACGACCUGAACGAGGCCUCGAUCUUUGCGUCAAGGCCAUCUACCGCAAAGAACUUCAUGCGCUCCAGAAACGGAACCCGGAGCCAAUCAACUGCAUUGACAUGUCGAAACUGGGAACCACCGUCGUCGCAAAACAAGGCAAGAAUGUUCUUCAUUUCUGGGACAUGGAAUACGAAGCCCUCCGCUUCGCUAUCAAAAUCCCCGACUUGUUCCAUGCCACCAACAAAUAUUGCAAGGUUCCCAUUCAAAAUCAUGUCAUUCUCUCGGAUAAGGCAAAGCUCAUCGCUGCCAGCACGCGGCUCGGCAACUCCAUCGAGAUCUGGAACUGGGCCAAGAAGAAGAAGCUCCAGCGCAUCGAUCAGGCAGAUCGCUGGGUAGCAGCCCGCUUCGAGACUCUCGAAGAUGGUUGGAAUCCUCUGGCGACCUUCAGGGCUCAGGAGAACGCAAUUGACCUGUACGCUGCUACGGACAGGCGCAAGAAGCCAUUCGCCAAAGUGCGCAGCAUCAACGUCUGUAAAGCAGGACUUCCUCUGCUCCUGGAUAAUCCGCAGCUUGCGCUCUCGCAAUCCUCGCCAGUUCUUGUAGCAGCCACUGGCCCGCGACCUCCCAAGCUUGGCCAAGCACCUCCUGAGCAUCAGACCAUGCUUGUUGCUUGGGACAUAUCAGAUUAUCGAGAGGUGUCCAAUGCCCCUCAUCGGUUUGUCUGUCCUUGGCAGUACAAGGCUCUGGAGACUGCGGCCCCUUGUGCUCUAGAGACUCACGAAAAUCUGGUGGUGUCAAUAUGGACUCCUGCAGACUGCCGAUCGUACAGACACUCGGUGAUUGCUGGCCAAGGCGAUUGGAGACUUACUCCGGUGCAUGUCAAGGUUCGUCAUGUCCUCGUAUGGAAUCUUACACAUAACGGCACACGGACAUAUGAGAUCCCAAACACUACAUGCUGCAUCAGUCCAGACUGCCGGUACAUUGCCUACAGCCUAGACACCCGAGAGAAGAGAACUCUGGUCAUCUUAAAUGCAAUCACUGGCCAAAAGGCGUGGUCAAUGGUUGAGGAAUACACCUCGAGAAGCACAGCACAGCCAGUAUUGGGCAAGGCCGCUGAGCUUACAUUCUCUAGCGACGGACGAGUGCUGAUAGUCACAGAUGCAGAAAGGCACACAAAGGUAUACGAUGUUAUUGAGAUGGUUCUAGGGAGCAGCCUUCAGUAA
This is a messenger RNA of Clonostachys byssicola, 2151 nucleotides long. The record is from the annotation of a GenBank genome assembly. Lineage: Eukaryota; Fungi; Ascomycota; Sordariomycetes; Hypocreales; Bionectriaceae.